GAUAAUAAACAGUGAGAAGAUGUACCGUAACAAAACGCCUACCGUUCAGAGUUCUACUUCUGGUAAUGCACCAAGUAAUCAAUCACAUGCAGAAUUAUUGAAAAAGAAACGUUCUUAUGCAGCAACUAGUUAUCUGCCAUACGUGAAUUCUACGGGGAAUGGACCCGGUUCUAAUCCGAGUACAAAACGUACUCGUCUGCAAACUUCCAAUCAAGAAUGCCAAAAUUCUGUAGCAGAUGGACUGAAUUCUAGUAGUACUGUUGUCACCACAGAACGAACUACUACUGGGAUUAGAGUUAGUGCACGUCUUCAGCAACAAAGUGUUAAUGAUCAGCCAGUGGUAAACACCAUAGCUGAAGAGCGAGAUGAUAAUGUGAUGUCAGAUAUUAAUCAGGAGCCUCCUUCAGGUACAACCAAAAAGGUGCGAGGGAAGACAAGAGGAGUGAAUGCAGAUAAGGUGUUCUCCCAAUUGAAUUCUAAAAUACCUGUGACUCUGACUGAAGAAAAUGGCAGAGCUACGGGCCCUUAUGCUGAGAUGUUUGCAAAUGAUAUUGGUUACACAAUUCGAAACUACGCCCCCACUGAAUGUGGAAAAAUGGAAGAAGAUUGAAAAAGCAGAUGUGGAGAACUUGAUCAAGAGAAUGCA
Molecule: messenger RNA, 646 nt
Organism: Asparagus officinalis (garden asparagus)
Lineage: Eukaryota; Viridiplantae; Streptophyta; Magnoliopsida; Asparagales; Asparagaceae
Exons: 5
Coding region: 20-610 (196 amino acids)
Source: RefSeq, a predicted model, not a curated record